Molecule: messenger RNA, 771 nt
Organism: Adineta ricciae
Lineage: Eukaryota; Metazoa; Rotifera; Eurotatoria; Adinetida; Adinetidae
Source: the annotation of a GenBank genome assembly
AUGUCGAAUCCAGCACAAGCACUCGUUCAAUAUUUUACGACGCGAUUCACCCGUUUGUCUUCGUUUACACAUCAGUAUAAACUUCGUCAAAAGAUAAAAAAAUGGCGUCCUUUGAAAUGCACGGCACUGGAACAUCUACCAAAUGAAAUUCUUCUAGAAAUCUUUAGUUAUUUAACUCUGAUUGAUAUUCACACCUCAUUUUACGAUUUAAAUACUCGUCUCAAUCAAUUGAUUAUUUUUUCAUGUCUUCGUGGCUUUAUUAUACAUACGACAAAAGAAAAUAACCUCUAUCUCAAACAUAUUCUACCUCAUAUACCUUCUUGCCAAAUCAAUACGCUUAAAUUAUGGCACAACAGUUCCUAUGAACAGCUAUUAAAUGAAUUUCCGGUAAAUCUGUGUCAAGUUCAUACAUUGGUCCUACGCGGAUUGAAGAAUCUUUCAUUUUAUCAAUGUCGACAGUUGUUAAAACAUUUUCAGUAUUUACGAACAUUGACAAUGAUCGAUUUUCAUACAGCUGAACUUGACUGGCUCGAUGAUGAGACAUGGAAAACUCUGAUUGAAAGUGAUUUACCAUUUCUUCGUCAUCUCGACGUUCGAAUAUGCGUCAUUUAUCACAAACAGAUCUACGAUGAUGAUAAGGAUAAUAUCAUUUACAGUUUUACGUCAAGAUAUGCUCGACCAACCUACCGUUUAUACACGGGAAGUUUAUUGAAGAAAAAUCCUAUCUUAGAAAUAUGCUUAACAAUUGAUCAAGUUUUUCCUUUACGAUGA